AUGGACGGCGACAGCAAAGUGGAGUUUUCUAGCAGCAGCCUAACCCCCUUGUGGCGGAGACGGUCGACCCCUCAGCCCCAGCCGCUGGGCCGGAGCAAGCCGCGGCCCCAGUCUUACCAGAGCCCCAGCGGGUUGCUGAUCACGGAUUUCCCAGUGGAGGACCGGGCUGUGCUCCCCGCGGCGCAGACUCCAGCCCAGGUGCCCACCUCCUCGGACGGAAGGACGGUCCAGAGGAGCCCCUUGCUUCUCUGCGCCCAUCGGAGGGCGGUGGCCAAUGGUAGGACGGUCUCCCCCGAGUACAGGGCUGCCUCACCUCGGCUCCGAAGAACCAAGUCACCCCAAGUCUCCAAAGCGGCGUCGAGAGGCUCCCCGAAAUCCCCCGCGAAUGGCACGGUGACCUCGCCUGCGCCGCCGCCGCCGCCGCGCCCCCCGCGGACUCUUACAGCGCCCGCCCCCUGCGGCCUCGAGGAGGACCCGACCCGGCUGACUGCCAGCCCGGUGCCUUCGCCCACUGCAAAUGGCCUUGAGCCUAAUGACGACUCUCCUGGCUUCGGUUCGCAGUCCGGCCAGGCGGCUAAAGACCCUGAACGGGGACCUCUGAGACUUUCUCCCGCGCCCCAGAAAAUAUCUUCGGAACAAAAACUCCUCCUCCACAGGCUGUCCUCCCAGGAGAGCGAGCUCCCCGAGAAUCCAAACGUGGUUCUGAGCACCAACAGUCCCGCCGCCCUCAAAGUGGGCAAGCAGCAGAUCAUCCCCAAGAGCCUGGCCUCGGAAAUCAGAAUAAGUAAAUCCAGCAGUCACAGUGAGGAGCCCCACAAGAGACUCCUCAAGGUACGCAGCAUCGUGGAGGGCCUCGGGGCACCCCUGGGCCACGCAGGGGACGACGGCGGGGGCGAGAACGACGGCGAUAGCCCCGGGUCUCUUCGGAGGGGCUUGCGGUCCACUUCCUAUCGCAGGGCGGUGGUCAGUGGCUUUGAUUUUGACAGUCCUACCAGCUCGAAAAAGAAGAACAGAAUGUCCCAGCCUGUUCUGAAAGCCGUGAUGGAAGACAAGGAGAAGUUUUCCAGCCUGGGAAGGAUAAAGAAAAAAAUGCUGAAAGGACAAGGAACAUUUGAUGGGGAAGAAAACGCUGUCCUGUAUCAAAACUACAAAGAAAAGGCCCUUGACAUUGACUCUGAUGAAGAGUCGGAGCCCAAAGAACAGAAGUCGGAUGAAAAAAUCGUGAUCCACCAUAAGCUGCCGAGAUCUACAUGGGGCCAGCUCUCUGCGGUGAAGAGAAAUGGAUUAUCUCAAACAGUAAGCCAGGAGGAAAGAAAGAGACAAGAGGCUAUCUUUGAAGUCAUAUCUUCUGAACAUUCAUAUUUGCUGAGCUUGGAGAUCUUGAUACGAAUGUUUAAAAAUUCUAAAGAACUGAAUGAUACAAUGACUAAAACUGAGAGGCACCAUCUUUUCUCCAAUAUUUCAGACGUCUGUGAGGCAAGCAAAAAAUUCUUUACAGAGUUGGAAGCAAGACAUCAGAAUAAUAUCUUCAUAGAUGAUAUAAGUGACAUUGUGGAAAAGCACACAGCAUCCACAUUUGACCCGUAUGUGAAAUACUGCACAAAUGAAGUCUACCAACAACGAACACUACAAAAAUUGUUAGCCACCAAUCCAUCCUUUAAGGAAGUGUUGUCAAGGAUCGAGUCCCAUGAAGACUGCAGGAACUUACCCAUGAUCUCUUUUCUCAUUCUCCCCAUGCAGAGGGUGACCCGCCUUCCCCUGCUGAUGGAUACCAUCUGUCAAAAGACACCUAAGGACUCUCCAAAGUACGAAAUCUGCAAAAGGGCCUUAAAGGAAGUGAGCAAGUUGGUUCGACUGUGCAAUGAAGGAGCCCGGAAGAUGGAAAGGACCGAGAUGAUGUACACGAUUAACUCCCAGCUGGAAUUUAAAAUUAAGCCUUUUCCUUUAGUCUCUUCUUCCCGGUGGUUGGUGAAAAGAGGAGAGUUGACAGCCUAUGUGGAGGACACGGUGCUCUUCUCAAGAAGGAUGUCCAAACAGCAAGUCUACUUCUUCCUUUUUAAUGACGUGCUCAUUGUCACCAAGAAGAAGAGUGAAGAAAGCUACAACGUCAAUGAUUAUUCCUUAAGAGAUCAACUAUUGGUGGAAUCUUGUGACAAUGAAGAGCUUAAUUCUUCUCCAGGGAAGAACAGUUCCACAAUGCUUUAUUCAAGACAGAGCUCUGCCAGUCACCUCUUUACUCUGACAGUCCUUAGUAAUCAUGCCAAUGAGAAAGUGGAGAUGCUGCUGGGGGCCGAGACACAGAGUGAGCGUGCCCGCUGGAUAACCGCCCUGGGACACAGCAGUGGGAAGCAGCCUCCCGACAGAACCUCUCUGACUCAGGUGGAAAUCGUCAGGUCGUUUACUGCCAAGCAGCCGGAUGAGCUCUCCCUGCAGGUGGCGGAUGUGGUCCUCAUCUAUCAGCGUGUUAGUGACGGAUGGUAUGAGGGGGAACGACUGCGCGAUGGAGAAAGGGGCUGGUUUCCUAUGGAGUGUGCCAAGGAGAUAACAUGUCAAGCUACAAUUGAUAAGAAUGUGGAGAGAAUGGGACGUUUACUGGGACUGGAGACCAACGUGUAACCUCUCAGAUGGCCUUUUGUUACUGCAAGAUUUGCACUGCAUAAUAGUGGGCUGGUUGAUUCUGGACUGGUUGUAUUGUUAAUUUUAUCACAGCCUAUUUAAUUAAAAGAAUAAAAACACUUGCCUUUAAGCUUG
Messenger RNA from Cynocephalus volans (Philippine flying lemur), 2751 nucleotides. It is a transcript of the gene ARHGEF26, whose product is annotated as Rho guanine nucleotide exchange factor 26. The record is from RefSeq and is a predicted model, not a curated record. The coding region runs from base 1 to 2616 and encodes 871 amino acids. Gene Ontology annotation, biological process: activation of GTPase activity. Lineage: Eukaryota; Metazoa; Chordata; Mammalia; Dermoptera; Cynocephalidae. The transcript has 14 exons. Gene Ontology annotation, molecular function: guanyl-nucleotide exchange factor activity; protein binding.